GCUCCCAGCCUCCCACUUUUCGAGUUGGUCACCACCACCUGACUGUCAACGGCAGUACCAUACCAUCGUCGUCCUCAACCGCCAUCUCGGGACCUCUAUCAAUUCAAGAGAGCGAGCGCAUGCCCAAUACCGACCUCUCUUUGAAUCCACUCCUUUGCAGAAACGCUUCACUACAAUCCUUCUCAAGACUCUGUAUCCUGCGACCCACACUGGCUCUUUUGUCUCCAUUUCAACAUCUUAUUUCCUGUUCACCCGGCCAACCAGCAAGAAAGUCUCGAAUCGAAACCGACAAGGCUCUUCCAGAGCCCGAAUUCACUGUUCACCAGCACCGGCUAUUCGAAACCUUUCAAGAAGUUUGAAAACUCGUGGCUAAGCCAGCUAGCUACCUUUACGCUGAGGAGCUUCGUCGCUGGCUUCAACUCCGUCAGCAUUCAUCCCAGUACCUCACGUUCCCGGUGCUUGGGUGUUCCUUGUACUCCGUCGAGUCUGGUCUUUACCUUCACUCAAAGAAAAGACUCAAUUGGGCUUUAGAAAGGUUCAAGUCAGCUGGUGCUCGGCCAUUAUUACAUGGUCGUUCUUCUAGUUUUCUCUAAUCGGCUAGUCUCUACCCUGGACUGAAGACCCGAAAGGGGACCUCAUUUCAUCGAGUUGCCUGACUAUCCUAGAUUCUACACAGAUACUGAAAGCUCUCUCCAUUUCAUCACAUACAGAAUUUGGCAACUUACCGUACCUUCCAAGAGACGACGCCGAGGUUUUAGUCGCAAACUACAAGCACAUCCCUAGCAAGCCACACGUCUUUUCCAAAAGUCUACUUUCAUCACCCAGAGACUGCAUAUCACAAUGGCUCCCGCCAACUUCAAGACCUACGAGGCCCAGGCCCGUCUUCUCCGCGCCAUCGUGGCUGCCCAUCCGGAGGUCAAGUGGAACUACAAGGACAUUAAGAAGUUCUAUGGAUCGGACAUGACCAAGGAUGCUCUCAAUCAUCGCUUCAGAGCCAUUCGCAAUCAUAUCUGGACGCUUCAACAGGCACAUGACCAGGGCAUCGACUGCAAAGACAUUCCUGUGGACCUGCCCAAGGAGAAGAAGGAGAUUGCCAAGUUCUUUGGCGAGUCCACCACCGACGGUAUUCAGUUCCAGUUCCGAGGCAUCAAGAAGGAUGCCGAAUCUCUCAAGCAGACGGCCAACAGCGGCGGCAAUCCCGCCACCGCCCUGAAUCUUCCGGCCAGCGCGACCUCGAGCGCCUUCUCGACUCCUCGCAAGCCACGCACUCCCUCCACCAAGACUCGUGUCUCGGGCGGCGGCCGCUCGACCACUGCCAAGAAGACUAAGCAGAUCAGACCUGUAGCCGUCUCAGAAGAGGACGACGAGGAGGACGAAGAAGUCGACUAUAACGAAGUCGAGGACACUCCCUCCAAGAGCCGCGUCCGUGACCGCAUCCUCGAAGGCCGUGUGUCUAAAAACACGCACACCCCCAACCCCCGCCGCAGCGCUACUCCGAGCCGUGCCGCUACCAUCGCCGCGGCUGCAAACAUUGCCCAGGCUGCUGCCGUCGACCUGACCACUUCCGACAGUGAUGCCAACACAUCCGACAAUGCCGCAGGCUACGAUAUCCCCGCCUCUAUCGACGCGAAGCCCGUCGUCAUGCAGCAGCAGACGCAGUCGCUCUUUGCUGACCCCACCCCUGCUUAUGAGCAGCCCAUCGCCCACCCUGUGGUUCAGCCUGCGAUCCAGCCUGCGAUCCAGCCUGCAAUUGAGCCCGCUAUCCAGCCCACUCAUAAUGGCGAUCACUCCAGUCACUCCAGCUUCGACCAUUCCCAGGGUACCGCCCCUUUCAACGAUGACUCGCUCAUCUUCAGCUUCGUCGACACUAUGGAGCACGGCAAUGGCGACUUCAACCCUUACAUGGGCAAUGAUGGCGAGAUCUAAGGCGGCCGCUUCGGCAGUCUAGAGACACGCGGGGACAUGAAACAUUUCUGGGUCUGCUUUACGCGUGGGUUCUUUAAGGUUUUGCUCUACGGACUGAGUUUUCUUUUUGCUAUGCAUCUUUGGGAUACCAUCACCCAGACUUGGCGUUGGGCCUCCUGCUUUUCUACCAGUCUAUCGGUAAAGAAUUUGGAUACCUUCCUUGGGAAGUAUGUACAAAAGAACAACGGAAGGGAAACGAACUGGCUCGUUUCGACUCUACUCUAAACAGUUAAUCUCUCCACCAGGCUCGCAGAGCUGAAUUGAGUGAAAGAGAUACUUAAUAUGAUACCAAGGCACUAGGCCGAUAUGAUUUGCACUUUUCCUUUCCUGAGCCACGCGGUUAUUUGGUGUAGUGGGUAGUGUAUGUUUUUCUUUCUUUUUUGAUUAUUAUUUCCUCCCGAGGGAUGAAGGUGGCUGUGCUGCGCUCCGGAUCAAAUUGCUUCUUCUUGAGCGCUGUUGAAAUGGUCGUGCCUAAAACAGUACAUAGUCGGACCCCAAGGCCAGCAGCAACGGGAGACAGUCUCAAGAGCCAAUCUGACGGGUAUCUCCAUUUGUUUAUUUUUACUUCUCAUUUACUAUUGCCAGGAAACCGUAUAGAGAAACUAACCAUCGUCCGUCUGGCUAUUCAACUCCCACCCCCUUUUUUGUGGUUUGGCUUUUACAAUUCCUUCCGACAACC
Messenger RNA from Colletotrichum destructivum, 2644 nucleotides. RefSeq lists its product as uncharacterized. The coding region runs from base 841 to 1926 and encodes 361 amino acids. The transcript is spliced from 7 exons. Lineage: Eukaryota; Fungi; Ascomycota; Sordariomycetes; Glomerellales; Glomerellaceae. The record is from RefSeq and is a predicted model, not a curated record.